GUUAGCAGAAUAUAUAUUUGAUAGGCUGGCGCGAAAGAACAGAAAAUAAACACUAAAAAUGACUGACAUUGCGAAUAAAAGGCAUGAAAUUGCCAAGGAGAUUAGGGCUUUGUUAAUGUCAAGUCCUGCAGCCCUGACAAUUGAUGAACUAAGGAGAGAUUUUCAUCAGUUCAUGGACAAACCCAUUCCCUUUAGGGAACUUGGGUACUCCAAUCUUGAAGACUUGUUAAGAGACAUGACAGAUGUUUUACAGAUUACUUAUAGAAAGGGAAUGAUGUGUCUUGAAGUUAUCCCAGAUGACACAACCCGCCACAUUGCAAAACUUGUGUCUAAACAAAAAAUUCCAAACAAGAACAAAUAUGCCACAAUGAGGAGAGGACCACCUCCUAGAAAGCAACAAUAUAAAGUUACAUCUUCUUUGCCACAUUAUAUAAGAAAUAACAUCUCAGAAUUAUUUAGAUCCUAUUCCAAUGGCUUACCAUUAACUCAUUUUGAUACAGCUUAUUCUAAGCGCUUUGGUUCAAUGUUUUCAUUUUCAAGACUUGGCUUUGUGUCUAUGAAAGAACUUUUAUAUUCUGUUCCUGAAUGUGUUUUACUCAAAGAAUUUCAAGCUGGAGAGUGGAGAGUUUUACCUGUACACAUGAAAGCACCAGAAGGUAAUUGGAGGACAAAAGGAAACAAACCUGGAGAAAGAACUUUAAGCCCUGAGAACAAACCCCCAGAUGGUUGGUCUAUGCAAUAUGACCUGAGACAAGCAGUGGUAGAAACUCGGCAACAAUACAACAGCAUGUUACCAUAUAGAGUUGAAUCAGGAAGACCUGAUACUACUUCUCAACAAAAGCCAGUCAGAGGGAGAGGGAGAGGAAUGAAGAGAAGCGCUAGCGGUGGAGAUCAAGCAUCUGUUGGUAGAGAAAGUGAAUCCAGUUACAAUUCUAAUGAACCAGAAAUAGAUCUGGAAUGUUGUCUUGAAACAGAUCUUAAUGAUGGAACACAACAGCUGCAGACGGAGCUUAGAGAUUUGCUUGCUGAAAAACCAGAUGGGAUAUGGGCUAGUCAGUUACCUUUCUUAUAUAAGAUGAAAUACAGCAAACUCCUAAAUUUUAAAGACCUAGGGUAUAUGAGUGUUAUAGAGUUAUGUAAUUCCUUUCCUGACCAGAUUUUGAUAGAACGACCUGUAUCCAAGGGAGAUUGGUUAUUGUAUGAUGCUAGAAUUCCUAGAAAAUCAACUGAAAAGGAGCGUGUUGAUUCAGAUAAAAACAAAAUAGAGGAGAAGAGGAAACAUCAUAAUAGUCAAAAAGGUGCUGAUCCAGAGUUGAAGGAAAAAAUUAGACAAGUUGUCAUGUGCCGGAAAGAUGGAAUUCCGUUAAAAGAUUUUUUGGCAUUUUAUCAGAAAUUAAUAGGCGAUAGUUUACCAGUAGAAGAGUUAGGUUUUGGCUCCGUUGAAAGAUUUUUGUUGUCAUUGACGGACACAUUGUUACAGUUUAAGUAUAAAGGAGAUGGAAUCAUUAUGGUGUUACCAUUGGAUACCACUGCUCCACAAAGAACAGACAAGCUGAAAUACCUACCAGAACCUGAGGAAGUGGUAAAGAGUAACCUACCAGAAGAUGCCAUCUUACCUGGUGCCUGCUAUAGACAUUUGGAAUUACCAAAAUUAGGGGAAUAUUUUGAAGUCUUUGUCUCAAAUAUUGUAUCUCCUGGUCUAUUCUGGUUCCAAGUCAGAUCUAAAAAGACUACAGUUGCAUUAGAAAAAGUGAUGAACCAGUUGGAAUAUUGUUACAAAACAGCUGAAGGUAAUACAUACAAGAUACCAGAUGAAUUAUUAGUGGUAGGACUGGUUGUAGCUGCUGUAUUCCCUGAGGAUGAUAACUACCACAGAUGUAUUGUUACCAAGCUGGAGAUAGGACAUCAAGCACAGGUGUAUUUUGUAGAUUAUGGAAACACAUGUAGUGUCCACAGAAGCAAAUUACGCUUACUUAGGUCCAAAUUUCUAAAACUGCCAAUUCAGGCAAUUCAAGGAAGACUUGGGAAUAUACAACCAAAUGGACCAGAGGGCCAGAAAUGGACAAUGAAUGCUAGAAACAAACUUCUUUACAUGUGUAUAAAUAAACCACUGGUAGCCUUAGCAACAAAAGAAAAGGAUAGAGUGAUGUCCCUUGUUUUGGUAGACACUUCAGGAGAAGAGGAUGUUUGUUACAAUGACAAGCUUGUUCAAGAAGGAUAUGCUAUUUUUAGACCAGACGAUCAUACCACUAAUUUGACAGGUCCUACAGAUGCACCAGAGAUACCAGAUUACAGUUAUGUGUAUGGUAUCACAGACCACCAGUCAAGUUAUCCUGAUACAAGCUCAGUCACCGCACUAUCUUCACACGAUACAGAUGUCUCUGAAAUCAAACAAAGAUUUGUCAAGGAAAAACAGCUGACACCAGAGUAUAAGAUUCAUGUGAUAAACUUGGAUGGGGUUGCACGUGUGUUAUCGGAAGAAAUCUCUGCUUUUCUCUUUGACACAGAUGUUCUUACAGGCAUGCUCGAACAGAAGCGGAAGAAGAUCAGUAAAAUAGAGAUAUCUAUAGAAGAACAACCUCAAGUCUUCAUGGAACUUCAAGAGUAUGGAGCCAUUCCUGCCUCAAGAAGAUGUAUAAGCCUGUAUGAAUUGAAUAGUGUUCCACAGAUUUUACAUGUAUUUAACCAGACAUCAGGGGAGCUAAUCAGCAGUAUUACAGAUGUGAUAGAAAAGUUUGAUCCAGAAGAAGCAUAUUGGAAGGGUGAGUCUGGAGAGGAAAUAGAAACAGAAAGUAUAGAUGGAGAUUACGCGGAUAUGGACCAAGAAAAGAUAACUCUUACCAUUGAUACACUGCAGUAUAAGAGAAAAAGAAUUUUGCAGUCGUUGAUGGAUGUAACUAUUAGUCAGAGUGAAGAGGUGGUAAAUGAAUUAAAUAAUAUUGAACAACAAAUAUCUCAACUGAAAACAGCAUUAGAGAAAGCCCCUAAAGCUACACCAACAGCUGAUCAGUUUGAAGAUGCUAACACAGAAUCUCUAACCAAUAAACCAGAAAUCCAUUCAUCUACAGUAAAAUCUGAUACUGCAACAAAGUCUGUGUUGUCAGCAUCAGUUAGCCCUGUAAAGAUGACCAACGUAGUGACACCAAUGAAAGUUACUGCCCCACCAAACCUGCCAAAACCAACAAAUAGUGGCGCUGCUAAUCUGGCCACCCAGAAUCCAAUGAGCACUUUCAACUUGACACCACAGCAGCUUUUCUAUCAACAGAUGUUAUUUUCUCAGAUGAACCAACAAGCUAUGAUUAAUCCAUUAAUGUCUCAGCUUAUGAUGGGUGGUAUUCCUGGUGCUCAAUGUCAGCCAAAUGACGGACAGCUUUUUGGGUUAAAUUCUAUGUCUCAGAUGGGAAAUCCUUUGCAAACUAUGCCACAGAUGGGAAAUCCCCUGCAGAACUCUGUGCACCAGAUGGGACAUUCUGUGCCUAUGGGAGUACCGAAUAUGUCUCAAGUUAACCCAUUAGGAAGUGGAAUGAUGAAUCCAAUAUUAGGGGGACAGUCUUCUGAACCCACACAUAAUUCAGGUGAAGUUCCAGAUCUUCCUUUGUUACCAGGGUUAUUGCCCUUGUUACAACAUUUAAGCAUUGGACGUGGAAGUGGAGACAGGAGUGGAAACUCUGGAUCACAGUGAUAUCUGGCUGCUGAUUUACAAGACUGUCCAUCACUAAAUUACCAAAUAAUUAGAUUCAGUAUUAAAGCUAUUUUAUGAUUUUAUGACCUUGCAAAAUAGAUCUGUUUUCUAUAAGUAUUGCAAUUUAUGACAAAGAAAAAAUGUUACUUUGUUACUUUUUUAUUUUUCAUUUUAUUUGUCACUGUUGAUGUACAGAAAAAGGGGCUGCUUUUUAUUUCAUUUUUUAUUACUUAACCUCCAAAUGUAAAUAUUUUAUAAUGACUCAUCUGUUUGAGAGAUUAGCCCAUGUUCAUUUUUAGUGCAUAAGAAUUUAGUGCUUUGAAUAAUUUGUUCCAUUGUAUAUACUAGUAUGGUUCCAUUCUUAUUGAUCUGUGCUUCAUUAUUAUUUUUGUACCUUUUGUUACUACAUUUUUUUUAGUUUCUGUUUUAUUUUAACACACCUAUUUGUGUAAAUAUGGGUAUGUUAUAAAAAAGAAUCAGCACAUUGUAAAAUGGACUUUGUUGCGCUGUGUGUAGUAUUUGUAUGAAGAAGAUAUUUGAAUCCAACUACUGUUUUAUUUUUUAUUAUUUGUUUGUUGAUAUAUGUAUAUGUAUAAAACAUAAAUUUGUUAUUUUUUUCCAAAGAAAUGGUGUGAUUGCAAUAUUCAGUUAUGUAGAUAGUGAAAAGUAGUUGUUGUUAAUGCAAAUGUUAGUAACAGAUUAAAAACAAUAACAUAUAUUCAAUAAUUCAUAUCUUUAAACCAUUUCCUAUCAGAAGUUGAGAUGCCCCUUCCCCUCAUUUGCAUUGAAAUCCUUGAUAAGUUAAGUCUUUUUAUCAGUUGUGAGAGUAAUAGAAAAUAAUUGCAAUAAAUUUUGGCGUACUCAAUUUAGUGUUGUCCUCCUGUCUUUCGAAAGAUACAGCAGUUGUCUGUACUUGUUUUGCUGUGCCAGCACAUAUUUAUUCACUAUUAAGCUAAUUUUUGUUGGUUAUGAUGAGUAAUAAAUCCAGUGUGCACUUAUUGAAAAUGACCUAUUUUUAUUGAAUUUAGGCUGUUGAACUCAAAAAAAUUGUCAUCACAAUUGUACUUUUUUUGGUAUGUCUGUAAUCAUAACAUGGCUGAUUGGAGAGGAAAUACAUCAGGGGAUUUUCUAUAGAGAAAUGUUGUUCAACAAUGACAAAUAAAACGAGCUAUUUAAUAGGUUAUGACAAUAUGUCUAAUAAUUUUAAGGGAGUUAGAUAUGAAAAGAAAGUCUUAUUAUUAAAUGACAGGUUCAAGGGUUAUAUUAGUGGAGCCCUCCUAUAUUCUUUUUGGAUAUAGAAUACAUUUAUUUAAGGUGGGAUGUAUGUACAAUCAAGGUGAUUAUGACACUUCCCACUCCUGAAAGACAUGUUAAUGUAGGAGAUACGAUGCAAAUGGGGGGAGACGAAUAUAACAGAUGUAUUAUUCAAAACGCUAACCACAUGCAGUGUUUAUAUCAUACAAAUUUGUAGCUCAUAUAGCCAGUAUACCUUUGUCUUUCAGUAUAACAACAUGUGAUUUGGUUAUAGACAAUCAUCUAUUGUACAUUUUAUGAGACUCAACUAGUAUAUUGUCAUACAGAAUUAGAUGUACUCAUGAUUAUUGCUGUUUAUAUACUGUAAAAUGGUUAAUUAUUUGUGUUUCUAGGGCCGUGAUCCCUUUUUGCAAGGUUUUAUUUUAUGUUUUUGAAGUCCCAUUUAACAGUAGUUCCUUACAAAUCAAAUUUAUGCAAAGGAGGGGGGGGGGUUUCCAAAUAAACCACUUGAGAGAUUUUCCCACUUUAUUGUACACGUAAUUGUUGUGCUAAGCAACACUUACAUUCAAAUCAUACCUGUAAGUUCAAUAUGGAUCAGUGUAAAUGAUUUUUGGCAUAUUGAAUGUUUUGAUUAUAAAUUCUUCCAUGAAAAAAUUCAAAACAUGUCCUAAGUUGAUCCUUUUUUACCGGAAUUGGUGUACUGAUUUUAAAUCUUUAAUGUAAAAGAAUGAUUUGUAUAGCAAACUAAUAUACUAACUUGGAAAAUACUUUAAAAGUGAAAUAUCAUGAACUUUAUUCUUAACAUAACUUUGUAGUCUAUUUUAUAGAUGCUGAAUAAAUAAAUAUAAACAUCAUUAGAACAAGGAUUUCAAAAUCUAGACGUUUGUUUGAAAUCAAACAUAACAUGUUUACGCUUAUUUUCAGCUAUUGAAUAAAAAUUGUAUCGGAAACGGCAGAGAUAAUUUUAAUAAAGUAAAAUAAAUCAUUCUAAAGGUUUGAAGCCCUGUCAAAUAAUCUUGAUUAAUUUUUGAUUGAAACUAAAGAAGUUUUUGAAAAAAAAGUACGGUAUUCUUUUUCAGAAAAAAUAUGUUGUCUAAUAUUUUUAUGAUUUUUUCUGCUAUUAUAUAUUGCAAGUAACAAAGUCAAUGAUAGAUAAUACUGUUCAGAAAAUUUAGAGGUUUAGCCAUCUUCAGUCACACAUUAAUAAUUUUUAUACGUCUGUUUAUGGGACGUAUUAUGGUAUACCGUUGACCGUCUGUCAUCAACAUGUCGGACAUUAACUCAAAAAAUCUUUAACCAAUAGGCAUGAAACUUUGGUGAAUUGUUUAUAUCUAUUGACGUGAGCUCCCUUUCGUUUUUUAUAAAUUUCAGAUUUACCGUUUCCAAGUUUUGGGGUUUUAUUCAUUAAAAAAGGGGGGAUUUUCCAGUUUUCCGACAAUAACUCAAGAAUGCUUUCACCAACUUGCAAGAAAUUUUGGUGAAUUGUUUAUAUCUAUUGACAUGAGCUCCCUUUUGGAUUUUUAUAAGUUUUAGAUUUAAAGUUUCCGAGUUACAGGGUUUUGUUCAUAAAAAAAGGGGGAUUUUUCAGUUUUCGGACAAUAACUAAAAAUGCUUUCAGCAGUUCUAAUGAAUUGGUGAAUUGUUUAUAUCUGUUGAUGUAAGCUCCCUUUAGAAUUUUUAUUAAAUUUUAGAUUUUACAUUUCUGAGUUAUUGGGUUUUAUUCAUUAAAAAAGGGGGAUUUACCAGUUUUUGGACAUUAACUCAAAAAUGCUUUCAGCAGUUCUCAUGAAACUUUGGUGAAUUAUUUAUAGCGAUUGAUGUAAUCUCUCUAUUGAUUUUCAUAAAUUUCAAAUAUGACAUUGAGAAGAAAUUGAACUUUAUUUGUUUAUAGUCUGACAACAGAUUUACUAAGUAUUGUGCAACAGCACAGUGUAUUGCACAACAGCAAGAAAUCUUUAAUUGAAUAUAAAUUCAAUUCACAUAACCAAUUUAAAGUUCUUUGACUACAUCUAUUCAGAAACCUCUAACAUGUCAAAUAUUUAAUUACAAUCCAAAUUCAGACCUAUAUCAAGCUUGAAUAUUGUGUCCAUUUUUGCCCCAACUGUUCAGGGUUGGACCUCUGCAGGUGUAUCCAGCUGCGCUCAGCGAAGCAGUUUAUUAACCAUUGGGCCAGGUGAGCUUUUCUCAUCAUUUGGCAUCCGUCGUCCUCUGUUAUUUUUUAAAAUCUGACAUGUAGUUAAAUGUUCAUUAGGUUAAGAUCUAUCUGCCCUGAAAUUUUCAGACGAAUCAGACAACCAGUUGUUGGGUUGCUGCCCCUGAAUUGGUAAUUUAAAGGAAAUUUUGCAGUUUUUGAUUAUUAUCUUGAAUAUUAUUAUAGAUAGAGAUAAACUGUAACAGCAAUAAUGUUCAGCAAAGUAAGAUCUACAAAUUGGUCAACAUGACCACAAUUGUCAAUUGACCCCAUAAGGAGUUAUUGCCCUUUAGAGUCAAUUUUUAACAAUUUUUCGUAAAUUUUUGUAAUCUUUUACAAAAAUCUUCUCUGAAACUACUGAGACAAAUUCAACCAAACUUGUCCACAAUCAUCAUUAGGGUAUUUACUUUGAAAAAUGUGUCUGAUGACCCCGCCUGCCAACCAACAUGGCCGACAUGGCUAAAAAUAGAACAUUGGGGUAAAAUGCAGUUUUUGGCUUAUAUCUACGAAACUUAAGGAUUUAGAGCAAAUCUGACAUGUCUAAAAAUGUUCACUUGGUUUAGAUAUAUCUGCCCUGAAAUUUCAGACAAAUCAGACAACCCAUUGUUGGGUUGCUGCCCCUGAAUUGGUAAUUUAAGGAAAUUUUGCAGUUAUUGGUUAUCUUAAAUAUUAUUAUAGAUAGAGAUAAACUGUAAACCGCAAUAAUGUUCAGCAAAGUACGAUCUAAGAAGAAGUCAAAAUGACCAAAAUUGUCAAUUGACCCCUUAAGGAGUUAUUGCCCUUUAUAGUCAAUUUUUAACAAUAUUUGUAAAUUUUUGUAAUCUUUUACAAAAAUCUUCUCUACUUAAUCUACUGGGCCAAAUAGAAUUAUACUUAGCCACAACUUUCAAUAGAGUAUCUUGAUUGAAAAAUGUAUCAGAUGACCCUCGGGCCCUGCCAUCCAACCAACAUGGCCGCCAUGUCUAAAAAUAGAACAUAGGGGUUUACUAUAGAAGUCUUUGGGAAAAUUGUAAAAAAACAAUUUCAUAUGGUCACAACUUGAAAACUAAUUUAAAUAAUGAUAAGGAGUCUUCAGUAACUAUUGUAAGACCACACUGGGAUGUCCUUCUUUUGAUUUAACUGCUGGGCCAAAUUUAACCAAACUUGGCCUCAAUCAUUAUUAGGGUAUCUAAUACUAUUUAUUAUGCUUUUAACCCUAUUUAACAUGAUUUCCAAAACCAUAGUAGAUACAGGUGAGCGACACAGACUCUUAAGUUAGUUGGGGUAAAGAUUGCAUGACAUGCAAUUAAAACCCUUUUGUCACUUGCUUGAUAAAUUUAUUUUCCAGGCCUUAUCUAUCUUUGAGAGCAAAAACAAAAUAGUACAUUAAUAUCAUUCCUUAGAUGCUAUCCAUGUCACUAUCAAGCAAUUCAUUUUUGAUGUAUACUGAGAUUUAAAAAAUAUAUAUAUUUAUAUAUAAUAUAUAUCUAUCUAGUCUACAAAUAUGUUCAAGUACAACCAUUGACAAAUGAAGAGCACUCAUUCAAAAUAUUGCCUAAAUAUGUUUCAUUUAUGAAUAUUAUGCAAUGUUUUAUAUUAAGUUCACAUUGCGAAAUGAGAGCAAUCUUACUCUUCAGUGCUUGCAAGCACUUUAUUUAAAUAAUCUCUUCUAAGACCAUAAACCAAUUGAAUUUAAACUUUGUUUACUUUUCAAAGUGCAUUUAACUUUGUAUAUUUUUCUAAUUUCGUUUGAACUUUGGAGGAGCUAUAUAUUUCCCAUGUUGUUCAGACAAAGUUUGUAAUACCAAUGGAAAGAUUUUUGUAUGCUAGGAGUAUAAUUGAUUGUAGAAUCUUCUGAUGUAAUAUGAUUUUGCUAAGGUUUAAAAUAUCACAUAUCUUAAACAUCAGUUUUAAUCAUUUGUCUUAUACUAGAUCAAGAGUUUUCCAAGGUACAAUUUAGGGAGGACUUGUAUUAAGACAGUUUUGGAAAUUUAGUAAAAAAUCAGAGUAAAGUUGUAAAAAGGAAAUGUAUAUUCAAUGCUUUUGUGCUACUUUAAUUCUUGAAAUAUUUGACAUUAGUGCUUUUAUAUUUGUAUGCAAUGAAGCAUUUUACAUUUAUUGUUUGUUAUUUUAAGUGAUGAUUUUUGCAAUAAAAUAAUUCACAAGUUUA
Mytilus californianus (California mussel) is the source of this 9276-nucleotide messenger RNA. Its product is annotated as tudor domain-containing protein 5-like. Bases 59 to 3682 code for a protein of 1207 amino acids. The transcript has 22 exons. The record is from RefSeq and is a predicted model, not a curated record. Lineage: Eukaryota; Metazoa; Mollusca; Bivalvia; Mytilida; Mytilidae.